UCCGGAAAGGGAAUAACCGGAAGCACGUGUUCUCGAAAUAUAAACAACCACGGACAAGAGAGACGUUGUUAUAGAUUUGUAGCCAAUGUUUCUGCCCCUGUACAGCACUUUAUCACUAUUCGAAAAUGGCAAAUGAACAAAAUAGUACCAAUCCAACAAAACUGUCAAAAAAUGUGCUACAAAUGAAGUUUAUGCAGAGGAGUGUUCUCCGUAUCGAGAAUGAACAGAAUGAAGAAGAGAAUAACCGAGCCAUCGAUGACGAGCACUGGGUGAUGGAUGUCCCCCCACUUCCAAAGAAACAGAGCCGCUAUGAUAUUCAGCCCAGCUAUGUUGCGUGUGAGAACCUGUGCUUCGGCCGAAUGUCCUUUAAAGGUUUUAAUCCAGAAGUGGAAAAGCUGAUGGCGAUUCACAAUACACAGAUGGAACUAGAUGCUGCUGAGGAGAGAGAGAGGGAAACUCACGUCUCUCAGGAUGAAAUGGCAGAAAGGUAUAAAUCUCUGGUUGGUAUAAUCGCCAAAAAGUUUACAAAGAAAAGGAAACAAAAGCAGCCUGUUGACGAGGGAGCUGGACCAAGCCCGGAGAAGCAAGGGAGACAAUUCCUGAAGCCUUCUGAUGACUAACUAUCAAAGCGUUAGAAUAGACACGGUUACUUUUGUGAUUUCCAUUGUGACAAAUGACUUGGCAACAUGAACUCAAGUAUUGGAUUAUUGGAUCUUAAGGCCCCCCAAAAUGAUAGUCUUGGUUCUCGGGCACCGCCCACAUCAUCAUAAAGUCCGCUGCACGUUUCAUUUUUAUUUCCAUUUUCAAAAACGAUUAAAAAACCCUAAGACUUAAAAAACAAUGCUAUCCAAUAUAGCAUGCAGUUACUUCCCUUUACAUGUGCACUACUUUACUGCACAUCUCCUGUUAUGGUCAUGGCAGCGAUAGGAGUUUGAAUGUUUGUUUAUUUAAGGAGGCUAUUUCCCAGGUUGAUGGG
Haliotis rufescens (red abalone) is the source of this 976-nucleotide messenger RNA. RefSeq names its product M-phase phosphoprotein 6-like. Gene Ontology annotation, biological process: maturation of 5.8S rRNA. Bases 126 to 620 code for a protein of 164 amino acids. The record is from RefSeq and is a predicted model, not a curated record. The transcript has 5 exons. Lineage: Eukaryota; Metazoa; Mollusca; Gastropoda; Lepetellida; Haliotidae.